GUUGUAUGUGUUAUGACAUGACGAGCGAGGUCAGAGUUGAAUGUUUGACAGAGAGAGCCCAGUAUGGAUGCCAUAUUCCACGAGAAACAAGAGGGCUCUCUCUGCGCCCAGCACUGCCUCAACAACCUACUGCAGGGUGAAUACUUCACUCCUGUGGAUCUCUCCUCUAUUGCCCAUCAAUUGGAUGAAGAGGAGAGGAUGAGGAUGGCAGAGGGAGGAAUGGGCAGUGACGAGUACAGAACCUUUUUACAGCAACCAUCUGGAAAUAUGGAUGACAGUGGGUUCUUUUCAAUACAAGUUAUUAGCAAUGCUCUGAGUGUAUGGGGACUGGAGCUUAUUCUUUUCAACAGUCGAGAGUACCAGAGCCUGAUGAUAAAUCCAAUAAAUGAGAAAGCCUUCAUAUGCAAUUACAAGGAGCACUGGUUUACUGUACGCAAACUUGGACAACAGUGGUUUAACUUGAAUUCCCUUUUGACUGGACCGGAGUUGAUCUCGGACACUUAUUUAGCGCUUUUCCUUGCACAGUUACAGCAAGAGGGUUAUUCCAUAUUUGUAAUCCGAGGACAUCUUCCAGAGUGUGAAGCGGAGCAGAUUCUUGGGAUCAUGAGAGUGCAACAGCAGCAGCGGCCAAAACUUAUUGGCGAGGACCAAGCUCAGACAAGUGCAGGCAGGUUGGCGACUCUGAGCCAGACAGAGAUAGGCUUCAAUGUCCAGAGUGACGCUGUAGAUGAAGAUGAAGCGCUGAAGAGAGCUCUCGCACUCAGCAGACAGGACAUUGAUGUAGAAGAUGAGGAAGCUGAUCUUCGCAGGGCCAUUCAGCUUAGCAUGCAAGGAGCCGUGUUGACCAACGCUUCUACAGAUUCUAGUAGCGGACGUGUGAGAGUAGACAGCAAGGCUGAAGGAGAACUAAGAGGCAACAAUGAAAUGCUCACAGCAGACGAGCUAAGGAAAAGGAGGCAAGCUUACUUUGACCGGCAGCAGCAACCUCUCCAGUCUAACAUUCCUUCACAAGAAAACACAACAUCAAUAGAGAACAGUAGCACUGAAGUGGACCAACAACAAAAGCCUAGCCUGUGAGGUUGGGGUGAAAAAAACAUCUGCUUUUGUCAAAAAGCUCCCUGGGCCUUUAACCCCUUCCUCUCGUCUACCUAUUUGCAAUUUUUUGCGAACGUGAACAUUCAGGAGAAAUUAAUCUUUUUUUUCCCCUGUUGCUUCCCUGACGGACAUACAGUAUGAGGACAUGAGAAAAAGACAGCAGGCGGCCUGGUGUUGCUUCCAAUGAGGAUGCAGAGAAGCUGAACUCAUGAUGCAGUGAAACAAGUUUGCCUUUUUUUUUUUUUUUUUUUUUUUUUUUGAACCAUGGCGCCUUCUAUUUGUACUUAAUGUAGUACUGUAUUAUUUUUUUCUCUGCAAGGAAUAGAUAAAGGUAGUGUUCCAAACAAAAGGGUAUUGAUGGUGGGUGGUAAACUCUCUUCUAUUGUUUAGUUGUGAAAUUGCGCCUAUGUUUUACAU
This is a messenger RNA of Corythoichthys intestinalis (scribbled pipefish), 1512 nucleotides long. RefSeq names its product ataxin 3 (gene atxn3). Gene Ontology annotation, cellular component: nucleus. Gene Ontology annotation, biological process: protein deubiquitination. The transcript has 11 exons. Gene Ontology annotation, molecular function: cysteine-type deubiquitinase activity. Lineage: Eukaryota; Metazoa; Chordata; Actinopteri; Syngnathiformes; Syngnathidae. The record is from RefSeq and is a predicted model, not a curated record. Bases 64 to 1077 code for a protein of 337 amino acids.